Molecule: messenger RNA, 6031 nt
Organism: Pygoscelis adeliae (Adelie penguin)
Lineage: Eukaryota; Metazoa; Chordata; Aves; Sphenisciformes; Spheniscidae
Gene: MED12L
Product: mediator complex subunit 12-like
Exons: 41
Coding region: 81-5996 (1971 amino acids)
Biological process (GO): regulation of transcription by RNA polymerase II
Cellular component (GO): mediator complex
Molecular function (GO): beta-catenin binding; transcription coactivator activity
Source: RefSeq, a predicted model, not a curated record
UUCUCAGUAAAAAAGAAGAUGUUUUUGCUUACUUAGCAAAAUAUUCUGUGCCACUGCUGCGAGCGGCAUGGCUGAUCAAAAUGACAUGUGCCUACUACGCUGCUAUUUCUGAAGCUAAAAUCAAGAAACGCCAGGCCACUGACCCAAAUAUUGAAUGGACUCAAAUUAUAACCAGAUACCUUCGAGAGCAGCUGGCAAAGGUUGCGGAGUUUUAUCAUGUGACUUCCAGUCAAGGCAACAGCUCUGUAGGGAUGCCUCAAGAGAUGGAACAAGCCCUGAAGCAGUGGGACUAUAAUGAAAAAUUGUCAUUUUAUAUGUUUCAGGAAGGAAUGCUCGAGAGGCAUGAGUAUUUGACAUGGAUACUGGAUGUUUUGGAAAAAAUCAGACCCACUGAUGAUGAUCUUCUUAAGCUGUUGUUGCCGCUAAUGUUGCAGUAUUCGGAAGAAUUUGUUCAGUCAGCUUACCUAUCCCGUCGCCUUGCUUAUUUUUGUGCCAGACGCCUAUCUUUAUUGCUAAGUGAUGGUCCUAACCUUGUAGCUGCACACUCUCCUCAUAUGAUUAUUGGACCGAGUAACCCUCCUCUGGCAGCCCCAAGUCCGACUGCCCCUGGUCCCGUGGUGAGCCCCGUACAGCUGGCUUGCUCAGAUUUCCUCUCCUGCCCUCAACACCGUCCACUGGUGUAUGGACUUAGUUGUAUGCUGCAGACUGUAACUCUUUGUUGCCCAAGUGCCUUGGUGUGGAAUUAUUCCACAAAUGAAAAUAAGAACGUUAAUCCAGGCUCACCUCUGGAUUUACUUCAAGUUGCUCCAUCUAGUUUACCUAUGCCAGGUGGAAAUUCAGCAUUUAAUCAGCAGGUUCGGGCAAAGAUUUAUGAAGUCGAACAGCAGAUAAAACAAAGAGGUCGUGCUGUGGAGGUGCGGUGGUCUUUUGACAAGUGCCAAGAAUCAACUGCAGGUAAGACAACUCAAAAAGUUUUGCACACCUUAGAAGUGUUGGAUCGGCAUUGUUUUGACAGAUCAGAUUCCAGCAAUUCAAUGGAGACACUUUAUCAUAAGAUUUUCUGGGCAAAUCAGAAUAAAGAUAACCAAGAGGUAGCCCCAAAUGACGAAGCUGUGGUAACGCUGCUUUGUGAAUGGGCUGUCAGCUGUAAAAGGUCUGGUAAGCACAGGGCCAUGGCUGUAGCCAAACUCCUGGAGAAGAGGCAAGCAGAAAUUGAAGCAGAAAGAUGUGGUGAAUCUGAAGUCCUAGACGAAAAGGAAUCUCUGUCUUCAGCCUCCUUGACAGGUUCCAGUCUUCCUGUUUUUCAGAAUGUCCUGCUAAGGUUUUUAGAUACACAAGCUCCCUCAUUAUCUGACCCAAAUAGUGACCAUGAGAAGACAGAGUUUGUGAAUUUGGUGCUGCUUUUUUCUGAAUUCACUCGCCACGAUGUUUUCUCCCAUGAUGCGUACAUGUGCACUUUAAUAUCACGUGGAGAUUUGUCAAUCACUGCAACUACUAGACCACGUUCACCUAAUGGGGAAACUGUGGAUGAACACUAUUCUAAGGAUCACGAUGUGAAACUGGAGAUUUUUUCUCCGAUGCCUGGGGAGUCUUGUGAGAAUGUGAACCCUUCUUUAGACAGAAGAAUUUCAGUUACCAGCGAGAAGUCAGUCAAGAGGGAAAGACUGAGAGAACUGAUUUUUCCAUCCAAUUAUGACCUCCUUCGCCAUUUGCAAUACGCAACACAUUUCCCUAUACCUCUGGAUGAAUCUUCAAGUCAUGAGUGUAACCAGCGAAUGAUUCUCCUUUAUGGCGUUGGUAAGGAGCGUGAUGAAGCAAGGCAUCAGCUGAAGAAGAUUACCAAAGACAUCCUCAAAAUUCUGAAUAAGAAGAGUACUACUGAAAUGGGUGUUGGGGAUGAAGGGCAAAAAGCCAGGAAGACCAAACAAGAAGCAUUUCCAACCCUAGAGACCGUGUUCACAAAACUACAGCAACUGUCCUAUUUUGAUCAACAUCAGGUGACAUCUCAGAUCUCCAGUAAUGUUCUUGAACAGAUAACUAGUUUUGCCUCAGGAACGUCAUAUCAUCUUCCCUUGGCUCACCAUAUACAGCUCAUCUUUGAUCUCAUGGAGCCAGCACUGAAUAUCAAUGGACUUAUAGACUUUGCAAUACAGUUGUUGAACGAGCUGAGCGUUGUGGAGGCAGAGCUGCUGCUGAAGUCGUCCAGCCUGGCAGGAAGCUACACAACAGGACUGUGUGUCUGCAUAGUCGCCGUUCUGCGGCGUUACCAUGCCUGCCUCAUCCUCAACUCAGAGCAAACUGCACAAGUCUUUGAAGGGUUGUGUGGGGUGGUAAAGCACGUCGUUAAUCCCUCAGAGUGUUCCUCCCCAGAAAGGUGUAUUUUAGCUUACCUCUAUGAUCUGUAUGUGUCCUGUAGUCACCUGAGAAGCAAGUUUGGAGACCUCUUCAGUAGUGCCUGUUCUAAGGUGAAGCAAACGAUAUACAGCAAUGUUCAGCCUUCAAAUUCCAAUUUACUGUGGGACCCAGAGUUCAUGCUAGAUUUUAUCGAGAAUCCUUCUGCUCACAGCAUUAACUACUCAAUGCUGGGCAAGAUCCUGAGUGAUAACGCAGCCAACCGCUACAGCUUUGUCUGCAAUGCGCUAAUGAAUGUGUGCAUGGGGCACCAAGAUGCAGGAAGGAUUAAUGACAUAGCAAACCUUUGCGCAGAGCUGACGGCAUGCUGCACGGUGCUUAGCUCAGAGUGGUUAGGGGUCGUAAAAGCUCUUUGCUGCUCUUCAAAUCAUGUCUGGGGUUUCAAUGAUCUGCUCUGCAGUGUGGAUGUGAGUGACCUGUCAUUCCACGAUUCCCUGGCCACUUUUAUUGCUAUAUUGAUAGCCCGGCAGUGCUUUUCUCUGGAAGAUGUAGUUCAGCAUGUUGCACUGCCUUCUCUUCUUGCAGCUGCCUGUGGAGAUCCGGAUGCCGAGCCCGGGGCGAGGAUGACCUGUCGGCUACUCCUGCACCUCUUCAGGACACCCCAGGUCUGCCUCUUUCCCCAGGGAACCGGGAAAUUAUUUCCUGGAAUUCGUUCUUCUUGCGAUCGUCACCUCUUGGCUGCUGCUCACAACAGUAUAGAAGUGGGAGCUGUGUUUGCAGUCUUAAAAGCAAUUUUGAUGCUUGGCGAUGCUGAAAUUGGCAGCAACAAUGUCAACUCCUUGAAGAGUGAAGACUUCCAUAUGAGAGGCUUAUUAGAUGAACUCAAUGAGGAUGAAAUCUGGGGUUCCUCUCACACUUUGAAAUCAUGCGGAAAAGCUGUUUCCAUAGAAACUGCUAGUUUAAGCGAGUAUGCUAGAUAUGUGCUAAGAACAAUUUGCCAGCAGGAGUGGGUUGGAGAACACUGUUUAAAAGAACCUGAGAGGCUGUGCACAGACAAAGAUCUUAUUUUGGAUCCCGUUCUUUCAAACAAGCAAGCACAGAAACUCCUUCAACUUAUCUGUUAUCCUCAUGGUAUUAGAGAAUGCACUGAGGGUGACAACCCUCAGAGGCAGCACAUCAAACGCAUACUUCAGAACUUAGAUCAGUGGACUCUCCGGCAGUCUUGGUUGGAGCUGCAACUAAUGAUCAAACAGUGCACGAAGGAGCCUGGUUCUGGGUCUGUGGCUGAAAUGAACAGCUUGUUGGAUAAUAUUGCAAAGGCGACAAUAGAGGUGUUUCAGCAAUCCGCUGAUCUAAACAAUAACUCUUCUAACUCUGGUAUAGGCCUCUUCAAUCCAAACUCUGUUGGAAAUGCUGACACAAGUAAUACAAGACAGAAUGGUAAAAAGACAUUCCUAAGUUCCUCUGAGCGGCGAGGAGUGUGGCUGGUGGCUCCCUUGAUUGCAAAACUGCCUACCUCAGUUCAAGGUAGGGUCUUGAAAGCUGCGGGAGAGGAGCUGGAGAAAGGUCAGCAUUUGGGGUCAUCUUCUAAGAAGGAAAGAGAUAGACAGAAACAAAAAAGCAUGUCUCUUUUGAGUCAGCAACCUUUCCUUUCAUUGGUACUUACUUGCCUUAAGGGACAGGAUGAGCAACGGGAAGGGCUUCUAACAUCACUGCAGAAUCAAGUUAAUCAGAUCCUUAGUAACUGGAGGGAAGAACGGUACCAGGAUGAUGUUAAAGCUAGGCAAAUGAUGCAUGAAGCCCUACAACUUCGUCUUAACUUGGUAGGUGGCAUGUUUGAUACUGUGCAGAGGAGUACCCAGUGGACCACAGACUGGGCACUUCUGCUCCUCCAGAUAAUCACUUCAGGAACUGUUGAUAUGCAGACCAACAACGAAUUGUUCACGACCGUGCUCGAUAUGCUGGGUGUCCUCAUCAAUGGGACGCUUGCCUCAGACUUGUCAAACGCUUCCCAAGGAGGGCCUGAGGAAAACAAGAGGGCUUACAUGAAUUUAGUGAAAAAAUUAAAAAAAGAGCUGGGAGACAAGCGGUCAGAAAGCAUUGACAAGGUUCGCCAGCUACUCCCUUUGCCAAAGCAGACAUGUGAUAUUAUUACGUGUGAGCCAAUGGGAUCCUUGAUCGACACCAAGGGGAACAAAAUUGCAGGAUUUGACUCCAUUGAUAAGAAACAGGGUCUUCAGGUUUCAACAAAACAAAAGGUGUCCCCUUGGGAUUUAUUUGAAGGUCACAAAAAUCCUGCUCCUCUCUCCUGGGCGUGGUUUGGUACAGUUCGUGUCGAUAGGAAAGUGAUAAAGUAUGAGGAGCAGCAGCAUCUCCUCCUGUACCACACGCACACCAAACCCAAGCCACGGAGUUACUACCUCGAGCCCUUGCCCCUUCCUCCAGAGGAGGAGGAGGAAGAGCCCACCACACCUGUCUCUCAGGAACCAGAAAGAAAGUCAGGAGAGCUCUCAGAUCAGGGAAAACUUGCCACGGAUGACGAGAAGAAGACAAAGGGCAGGAAGCGAAAGUCAAAGUCAAGCUCAAGGGCUGAUGAAUAUCCACAGAACAACUUAUAUAGAGUGCCUCCCACUUAUUCACCAAUUUCCUCUCAAAUGAUGCAUCAUCCUCAGUCUGCCUUGUGGGGUUACAACAUCAUGGGACAGCCGCAGCAGCCUGGCUUCUUCGUGCAGAACCAGCCCCUCCCACCAGGUGGUUCCAGGCUGGAUCCGACAGGCUCCUUUGUUCCAACUAAUACGAAGCAAGCCCUGUCGAACAUGCUGCAGCGGCGCUCUGGCACCAUGAUGCAGCCCCCCUCUAUCCAUGCAAUCACACCUCAGCAGCAGUUGCUCCAGAUGAAACUCCUGCAGCAAGAGCAGCAGCAGCAGCGACUCCUCAGGCAGCAAGCACAGUCACGGUCUCUCCAACAGGGUCAGCCAAUGGACCAAGCUGCUAUUUUCACUCCACAAGUUCGACCCCCGUCUCAGCUUCCACAGUACCCAGGGUUGCAGCAAGCACAGAGCAUGCCUCACGGAUACACGAUGUACAGCACUCAGAUGCCUCUGCAGCAGCAGCAGCCUGGUGGUGUAGUGCUUUCCCCCAGCUACAACCCCCGAGCAUACACGGCAGCUCAUUCCAGCCCCACGCUGAUGGAGAGGCUGCGGCAGAUGCAACAGCAGCCCAGCGGAUAUAUUCAACAGCAGGCCGCUGCGUACAUCCAGCCUUUGACAGGCACUCAGCGAUUGAGCCAUCAGCCUUUGCAGCCAAAUUCACUGGUUGGAGGGGGACUGGACAGUGCAUCGACCGCAGGUCCUCAUCCGACCCUGAACUCAGUACAGCUGCCUCCAGAGCCAAUGAGACAGAGACAGCAGCAGAUGCGACAGCAGAGACUCUUCCAGUUGCAGCAGCAGCAGCAGGGGCAGCAGCAGGCGCUUGGUCUCCAGCCCGUGCAACCGCAGCAGCCUUUGCAGUUCCCAAGGCAAGGCUUACAACAGACACAGCAGCAACAACAGACAGCGGCGCUGGUCAGGCAGCUCCAGAAGCAGCUCUCUAGUAACCAACCACAACAAGGAGUGAACCAGUACGGGCAUCCUUCACACUUCUAAAUCAGAGAUGGAAGGGAGACGUCAUGUUACGUUUG